ACCGUGUGUCUCGCCCCCGAGGUCUCUGGCAGUCGAUCGGCUCGUCCGAUCACCCGCCACGUGUCCUAUCUUCGCCUCCUCCCCUCUGCUUCGUCUCCUUCUCCCUCGGUCUCUCUUUCUAAGGAAGCCGAUGACGACGGCUCUGACUCUCCGCCAUCUCCCUCUCCUUCUUGCUCCCUCUCUGCCACCCCAUCACCCCGGCCAUCGCCAUGAGCUUCGCCAUCGAGCGAGCUUUCAGUAAUCAGUUGCUGAUGCCACGGGGAGAGAUCUUAGCCAUCCGCCAAGUGCAUCAUCCGCGGAUCAGCCCCGACUUCAUGCGCCUUGCGCAGUUUUUCUGCAUUGCGGGUGUGUAUGGCGCGGCAGAGUUCCGGUUCACGAGCAAUCCCCUCAUGAACCCCCAGGUGGUGGUGCUGGCCGAGGCAACGGCGUUCCAACGGCGAGCGGCCCCAGGAAUUAGCCACGUGUCUACCGUGGUAGUCUUCAACGGCGACAUCACCGCCUUCGAUCCGGCGCGGCAAGCUGCCAUCAAAAGCACCUUGUACCAGUGGGGCCGUGAUCUGGCCACUGAUUGGGAUCGACGGCUCACAAGGCACGGUGAUCGUUGGAGGUUGUGGCGUGUAGAGUUCGUUGAGCUCUCGUUCUGCCUGCUUCGAGUGGAUUUGAACUGGACGUGGGAAGGCGAUCGGAGGCCCGCGUCAGAGAUCGUGGAGCUGCUCAUUAUCCAGGCGUGGAGGACCAACAUGGCGGGAGACCUUCUGGGAAUAGUCUUUGGAGCAGUGGAUCGGGGAAACCGAUCACAAAUCGUGCGCGAACUUACGAUCGUGAUCUCGCGACUGGCCGACGAACUCCCCCUUGACAUCGUCUCUCAGAGCGACGAAGAGCCCGUGCCACAUACCCUCUCAAGGACUCUCACCCCGAGCCUCCAUUGGUCGGCUUGUAUCGAGGAGCGUUGGGCGGACGGCCGUUUUCCCUCUCACAGCGAGUACCUGGACGUCCACAGCCUAACUAAUCCCCACUUUUUUCGGCAACCAACGGCGUUCGAGUGGGCGGCGCUGAGAGCAGAAGAGGAAGCAGAAGAGGAUUCGGAAGGAGAAUUAAGGAGAGAGGCCGGGGAAGCAGCUGCUCGGUUGGCCGAGGAUGAGGAAGAAGAAUGCGAAGCAGAAGAAGAGUCGGCGGAAGCUGAAGAAGAACAAGAAGAAGAAGAAGACGCAGAGGAGGAGACUUCAGAAGAAGAAGAGGAAGCCUAUAGUGAGCACAGCGAGGGCGAGCAAAGUGAGGAGGAGGACGAAGACGACGACGAAGAAGUGGAAAAUGGAGACGACCCGGAGCCAACGCACGACGACGAGCUCGAGUGGGUGCCAGGACCAGAUCGACGAGAGGAGAACCCUGAGGCUGCCGCGCAGCGCAAGAAAGAGGUCGCGGAGGGAAAGCGACCGGUGAUCGACCCCAUAUCGAACGAUCCUUCCAAGGAUCUCGAGCCGCCCAAGCUGGAACAUGGGGACCUUGCUGCCAUGACCUUGAGCGCCGCGACGACAAGGCGCCAAUCCCGAUCACGAUCCCCGUCCCCCUCCGCCUCCGCCCGUCCCCCAAUUCGUCAACGUAUCGAUCAGGGGCUUCGCCCUUCUUCCCCGAUCCAUAUACCACCGUCCCCUUAGCCAUCUCUCUUUCAAUCAGUAUUUCCGACUCAUUGUCUUCCCCCGUAAUCCCUUCCCCAUCGCCACCUUCCGAUA
This is a messenger RNA of Chara braunii, 1730 nucleotides long. The record is from the annotation of a GenBank genome assembly. Lineage: Eukaryota; Viridiplantae; Streptophyta; Charophyceae; Charales; Characeae.